Molecule: messenger RNA, 1393 nt
Organism: Drosophila grimshawi
Lineage: Eukaryota; Metazoa; Arthropoda; Insecta; Diptera; Drosophilidae
Product: 3-oxoacyl-[acyl-carrier-protein] synthase, mitochondrial
Exons: 1
Coding region: 37-1338 (433 amino acids)
Biological process (GO): fatty acid biosynthetic process
Molecular function (GO): 3-oxoacyl-[acyl-carrier-protein] synthase activity
Source: RefSeq, a predicted model, not a curated record
CUGCUUAUAUUUUUGCUGUUAGUUUGCCGUUACAACAUGCGUUUCUUAUCACAAAUACGCAAAGCAUCGACACAGGCGACGCGCCGGCGAGUGGUGGUUACGGGUAGCGGUGCCGUCACACCACUGGCCAAUAAUGUGCCCGAAUCGUGGCGGCGUUUAUUGGCCGGCGAAUCGGCCAUAACCAAGCUGGGCGCCGAAUUCAAAGGUCUGCCGUGUCAAGUGGCCGCUCAAAUACCAAAGGACCGCUUGCAGCUGGACAAACAUCUGAGCAAGAGCGACAUCAAACUAAUGAGUCCUGCCACACAGCUAGCAAUGAUGGCAGCGGACGAGGCACUGACGUCGGGAAAGCUGAAGCCAAGCGAACUUAGCGCCGAGCAGCGGGAACGCAUUGGCGUUUGUGUCGGCAUGGGCAUGUUCGAUCUGUCCGAGGUGUAUGGCGCAUUUCAACAGCUGCAGCGUGGCUACAAUCGUGUCAGCCCCUACUUUGUGCCACGACUGCUGCCCAACAUGGCAAGCGGGCACAUCAGCAUGCGCUAUGGUCUGCAGGGACCCAAUCAUUCGGUGUCGACGGCUUGUGCAACCGGCGCUCAUGCGAUUGGAGAUGCUUUGCGUUUCAUACGCAACGGCGAUGCGGAUGUGAUGCUGGCGGGCAGCGGGGAGGCGUGCAUAGAUCCCCUAUCAAUAGCCGGCUUUUGUAGGUUACGGGCCCUUAGCACUGCUUUCAAUGAUAGCCCGGCUCAGGCCUCGCGACCUUUUGAUAAGGCCCGUGACGGAUUCGUGAUGGGCGAAGGGGCCGCCUUACUGCUUCUGGAAGAGCUGGAGCAUGCGAAAGCGCGUGGAGCACCCAUACUGGCUGAGAUACUGGGCUAUGGACUGUCCGGUGAUGCACAUCACAUUACUUCACCCAGCGAGGAUGGCACUGGCGCCACUCUGGCCAUGCAACGUGCCAUUAAGGAUGCCGGCGUGACGCCGCAGGAUAUCAGCUAUGUCAAUGCGCAUGCCACAUCCACGCCCACCGGCGAUCGCAUUGAGGCUCAUGCCAUUGGACGCGUCUUCGGUGAGCAUAAGUCACAGGUUCUUGUCUCCUCAACAAAAGGUGCACAUGGCCAUCUGCUUGGUUCAUCCGGCAAUUUGGAAGCACUGUUUGUGGUGCACGCCUGUGCCGAAAACAAAUUGCCGCCUUCGAUCAAUGUGGAUCAAGUGGAUGUGGAUAUUAAUGUUGUGCAGAAGACGUGCAAUUGGGAAGCGAAUCAGUCCGGACGCAUCGCCCUAAAGAAUUCCUUUGGCUUUGGUGGCACCAACGCAUCGCUCUGCAUUGCCAGCUACACUGGCAAUUAAAGUCACAAAUUGUUAAAUAGUAAUUGUUGAAUGUGAAUAAAUAUGUUGAUUCUUU